CACACAAGAGGGCAGAGACUUCGUCUUUUUCUUUUAUUAUCCUUUUAAAACACCCUUUUGAUAAUUUGUCUUCUCCACUUUUCUAAUUUAGUUAGUUUAAGACAACAAGGAGAGUAGAGCAAAGCCUAGAAGAGCCUGGUUGGGUUGGGUUAAAAACGAUGUCGUUUUGCUCUUCUCUAUCACCCCAUGCCCAAACCCUUUCUAUCUUUUCCAAACCCAAACAAUUCAAUAGAACUGCAACUUCUUCUUCCCUCAGCUUUCGCUUCAGAGCUUCCGCUGACGUUCCUGAUUUUCUCUCUGAAGACUGGCUUGAGUCUCGGAAAAAAAGACCCUUGGGCCCAAGAUUAAAAUUUGGUGCAGAAGAAGCUGUUCAACAUCAGCUUGAUGCUUUAAAGUUCAAUGACCAACCCCGCCAAGAUUAUGGCAUUGAGGUUAUGUACAGGUUUGCUGGGUUCGAUCCUUUUGAGAGGUCCACCUAUUUUGGCCCAUUUUUUGAUCUGGGGCAGUUUGAACGGUUUAGGCGGAUUUUUCAUCAUUCAACCUACCGAGUAUUGCUAGGUCACAGGGACAGAAAGAUUUUGAGCAGUUUAUUUGUUGAAGAGCUGCUUUGGAUUGGUGAAUUGUUUAGCAGAACCGGUUCAAGCAACGAGUUUGGAUAAGGGGAAGUCGACCUGAGGAAGAAGAGGUUUUUCAGUUCACCAUGAUUCAGGUUGGUGAUGAUUCUACAUGUUAUUUAUUAUGGUGGUGAGAUUCUAAAUGCAUAUUGCAAGAAAGAUAAAAUGGCUGAGUUCAGUUUUAACAAAAUCAAAUCAAAUUGUUUGUAUAACUAAUUCUCGAGUUAACUUAUCCAUGAAGCUGUUUUUGUUAUUAAACCCAAUUCAGGAAUUUGUAGGUUUUGUAUGGAUGAAAAAGUAAAUGCUGUAGAUCAAACAUGCAUCUAUAUCUAAAUACCCCAAAAGGAAACAUAAGGUCUAAUGUCAAACUACCGUAAUAUAUAACUACUUCAUUAAGGUGGCAUUGAGGGAAAUUUGUGAUUAAAAUUUAGACUGGUCCUGGAAAGGGUUUCGUGGAAUUCAAUUAUCUAAUCCGCUCUGUAAUUCUUCUGAUUUGUUAAGACUGAAAGCUUAAUUAGGCUAGCCUAUUCAUGACACCUAGAUCAUCCAAGUUUCCAUUUUCACGACAAUAUAAGUGACAUGUUGUUAUCCAAGUUUUUGUGUUGUUCUCUGCUGCCUGCUCCGGCAGAGGGUUGGCGGUUCAUGGGAUGGUUAUUGGCUGACGGAGAGUUUACUUCACGAUGGAGAUACUUUUGCGGGUGGGUUGGCCUAUUGAACAGUCCUUUCCUUGCAAGGUCCGUUGUGAUAAGAUGUCUCAGCCUCAGUCUUUAGUCUAGGU
Messenger RNA from Humulus lupulus (European hop), 1392 nucleotides. RefSeq lists its product as uncharacterized. The transcript is spliced from 6 exons. The record is from RefSeq and is a predicted model, not a curated record. NCBI's taxonomy places the organism in Eukaryota, Viridiplantae, Streptophyta, Magnoliopsida, Rosales, Cannabaceae. Bases 159 to 659 code for a protein of 166 amino acids.